UCCUGCCUCGGGAGGGAGAGAGGGGCGCAGGCCGGCCAGCCGGCCUCUAGCUACCCCCACCGCGCCGCCGCCCGCUCCCCCUCCCCGCCUCCCUGACGCGGCCGCUGAUGCGGGGUUGGUGGGCGAGGCGAGCGCGCGAGCGAGGAAGGCGGGGGGCGGGCAGGAGGGAAGCGGCGGCGGCGGCCCGGCGGCGAAGGGUUCUCCGGCAGCGGCCCCAGCGGUGCCACCUCCCCGGCAGCCUCGGCCCCCGGGAGGGGCGGGCGGAGGGCAGGAGCGGAGGGGGCCGCCGUGACUCCUGAGCCUCCCAGCCCAUCUCUCCCUCCCUCCCGCCUCCCCCCACCGCGUCGGCCUCCUCGGCGGCGACCCCCGAUUUCCCCGCAAUCCCCCUCCCUCCUUCCCUCCCUCCCUCCCUCCGAUGGCCUUCGGCUGAGCAGCCUCCGUCCCCCCCCACCCCGCCUCUUCCCCACCCCUCCCAGCAGGAUGCGGGCAGCGCUCGUCGAGGGAGACGGCGACCCCCGCGCGGCGGCGGCGACGGCACCCCGGGAGCCCGGCGCCGAGCAGGGAUCCCAGAGGCGGCGGCGGAGGCGGCGCUCCUUCUCCUCCUGCUGAGGCCGGUGCGUUUCUCUCAAGUCUGGCUGGACGUCGCUUGCGCUACUGGGCAACCAUGGAACGCAACAGACACCCUUUCUGUGCUGGAAAACCCUCCUGUGCUUCUCGCUAAGACCUCCAAGCUUCCUAAUCCUCUGCUUGGGCUGCAGGCCUCUCCCGGUUAUUUCCUCCUCCUCUUCCUCCGCUGCUGCUGCUGCCUGGGUCUGCUCCUCCGUUUCUUUCUCCCCUCCCCCCAAAACCCCUUGUGGGAGGAAGAUUCUUUUGCCCUCCCAGCAUCCUUUGCUCUGCAUCCACCAUGCUCCUCCCGCCCUUGAGUUUCGUCCUUCGGGUGCUGAACAUCCGGACCGGCUCUGCCCUCCUCUUCUGGCUUUUGGGGCUGGCCCUGUGCUCAUUGCCCCUCUCGGGGCAGAAGCCUGAGGACAAAUAUCCCGUGGUGCCUACCAAUUACGGGAAGCUCCGAGGGAUCAAGAAGGACCUUAACAACGAGAUCCUCGGCCCCGUGGUCCAGUACCUGGGGAUCCCGUAUGCCACGCCGCCCGUCGGGGACAGGCGCUUCCAGCCACCUGAGGCGCCCGCGUCCUGGUCCGAGGUGCGGAAUGCCACGGCUUUCGCCCCAGUCUGCCCACAGAAUAUCCACGGCAUGCUCCCUGGCAUUAUGCUCCCUGUCUGGUUCACCGAGAACUUGGAGAUUGUUGCGGGCUAUGUUCAGAACCAGAGCGAAGAUUGCCUGUAUCUCAACAUCUACGUCCCCAUGGAGGAUGGUCCGCUCACGAAAAAGCGUGAGGAGGCGUCAGCUAACAAUCCCACUCCAGACGAAGAUAUCCGAGACAGCGGGAAGAAGCCAGUCAUGCUCUUCAUCCAUGGCGGAUCCUACAUGGAAGGAACUGGGAACAUGUUCGAUGGCAGCGUCUUGGCCGCGUACGGCAACGUGAUUGUCGUCACUGUGAACUACCGGCUCGGCGUGCUGGGCUUCAUGAGCACUGGGGACCAGUCCGCCAAAGGAAACUACGGCCUCCUUGACCAGAUUCAGGCCUUGCGAUGGCUGAACGAGAACAUCGGCCAUUUUGGGGGUGACCCAGAGCGGAUCACCAUCUUUGGCUCUGGAGCUGGGGCCUCCUGUGUCAACCUUCUCAUCCUGUCCCACCACUCGGAAGGCCUGUUCCAGAAAGCCAUUGCCCAGAGUGGCACAGCCAUUUCCAGCUGGUCGGUAAAUUACCAGCCCCUCAAGUACACCCGGAUGCUGGCCUCCAAGGUCGGCUGUGACCACAUGGACACAAGCGACACAGUGGAGUGCCUCCGGCGUAAGGCCUACCGGGAGCUGGUCGACCAAGACAUCCAGCCUGCACGCUACCAUAUUGCUUUUGGCCCCGUGGUGGAUGGAGACGUGGUCCCAGAUGACCCAGAGAUCCUGAUGCAGCAGGGAGAGUUCCUCAACUAUGACAUUCUCAUUGGGGUCAACCAGGGAGAGGGCUUGAAGUUUGUGGAGGACUCCAUGGAGAGCGAAGAUGGCAUCUCAGCCAGCUACUUCGACUUCACCAUUUCCAACUUUGUUGACAACCUGUAUGGCUACCCGGAAGGCAAGGACAUCUUGCGUGAGACCAUCAAGUUCAUGUACACAGAUUGGGCUGACCGAGACAAUGGCGAGAUGCGCCGCAAGACCCUCCUGGCUCUCUUCACCGACCACCAGUGGGUAGCUCCUGCCGUAGCCACCGCCAAACUCCAUGCUGAGUACCAGUCCCCUGUCUACUUCUACACCUUCUACCACCACUGCCAGACUGACACCCGGCCCGAGUGGGCUGACGCGGCCCACGGAGAUGAGAUCCCCUAUGUCUUUGGCGUGCCCAUGAUUGGCGCCACAGAUCUCUUUCCUUGCAACUUCUCCAAGAACGAUGUCAUGUUGAGUGCCGUCGUCAUGACCUACUGGACCAAUUUUGCCAAGACAGGGGACCCAAAUCAGCCAGUGCCGCAGGACACCAAGUUCAUCCACACCAAACCCAACCGCUUUGAGGAGGUGGUGUGGACCAAGUUCAACACCAAGGACAAGCAGUAUCUCCACAUCGGCCUCAAGCCUCGUGUGCGGGAUAACUACCGGGCCAACAAGGUUGCCUUCUGGCUGGAACUGGUGCCCCACCUCCACAACCUCCAUGAGCCCCCUUACACGUCCACAACCACCCGCAUCCCGCCUUACGUCACCCGCUGGCCCACCACCCGAGUGGGGCCCAGCACCACGCGCCGGCCCAUCCCCACCCUCCCUCCUGACGAAGACGAUGUCGUUCGCCCCCAGCGCUACGUCCCCUUCCCUGGAGACUCGCGGGACUAUUCUACCGAGCUCAGCGUCACUGUGGCCGUGGGGGCCUCCCUGCUCUUCCUCAACAUCCUGGCCUUUGCGGCCCUCUACUACAAGCGGGACAAGCGGCAUGAGCUGCGGAGCGGGCGGCGUCUCAGCCCCCAGCGCAACGCAGCCAAUGACCUGGUGCAUGGCGGCCAGGAGGAGGAGAUCAUGUCUCUCCAGAUCAAACACUCGGAGCACGACGCCCAUGACCUAGAGCCCCUCCGGCCGCAUGAGAUCUUGCGCCCCGCCUGCCCUCCUGACUACACACUGGCCCUGCGCCGGGCACCCGACGAUGUCCCCCUCAUGACCCCCAACACCAUCACCAUGAUUCCCAGCACUAUCACGGGUAUGCAAGCUUUGCACCCUUUCAACACCUUCCCUACCGGACACAACAACACCCUCCCCCACCCUCACUCUACCACCCGCGUAUAGUUGCCCUCUCCUCUGUACCCUCGGCCACCUGGCUACGGUGGCCCGUAUCCACCCUGGUCAGAGAGGGGGGCAUCUUCCCCGCCACGUGGACGGGUCUUUUAUAUAACAUUGUGGGGGGAGAGGGGGGUGGCGAAAGGCAACAGAGGGGAGAGGUGGAGAUCCCCGCGUGUGGUGCGGAUGGCUUGGUGGCUUGCUGUCCAACUUGGUUUUGAAACCAGAGCCUCCGCCAUCCUCCACAGCAUGGCAUGACGCUGGAGAGAAAGGCAGCACGAAAGAGCUCUCCUUCUUGCAACAAGCUCAGGACGGGCGACCCAGGUACUGGGAUCCAACAGGAGUCCCCUGAGGGGAGGAGCCACUUCGUAUUCGAGAUGGGGUGGGCAACGGAAUAGCCAAUAUCAUUCCAAACAAGGUUUUGGUUGGUGCUGAGGGCACUCAGGAGACGGGGGGGCGGAUCUUGCCAUUCUUCCUUCAUCUUUGUCGGGAUAGUCAAGAUGUCCUUGCCUUUCCUAACCGUGUGGAGUUAAGGGAAGAGAGAGGGAGAGUCUCGUUCUGUGCAUGGUUGAAGAAAAAAGGCAGCGAUGAUGCCGCUGAAGAGUCAUCCACAAAAUAAGGAACCUCCCCCCCUUUCCACGUGGUCUACUCUAUUUGGAUGAGUGAUGAAGAAACCAGUACGCGACUGAGUAUUGGCACUUAGAGCAACGGGGAGAGAGGAAGCAGGCGGGGUCCGUGCAACAUCUCUCGGCGGUGAAGAUAGCUGUUUUCACUCACCACCAAAUUCUCUGUGCUGGAUUGCUGCAGAGAGUGACCAGGCAGUCCAGCAUGGCAACUCAGCCAAAUUUCCUUCUGAGCCGAGAGAGGUUGCUGGAGUGAGAAGGAAAGGCAAAUUAUUUUCUCCCCCCCCUUCUCCAUCUUUUUCUUUUCCAAGUUGCAUUCAUGCAGAUGGCGCCUGUUGUGUCGUUCCACAAGAGGUUGGUCGCACACGCCCAUUCAGCUGGGGGGCCGCAGCAGGGUGAGGUGUGUGUGCUGAGGGCAGAUGGUAGUACCAGCGCAGGGUAGCACCCGCUUGUCAGGCGGUCCAGACAGGGAGAAGGAGCACCCAACUAAAACAUGAGUUGGCCAAGCAAAAUCCCAGUGCCUUCCUAGCACAAUUUGGUGGGAGAAAUGGACCAUCUUUCCUGCCCCCUGGUAGAUGGAACCACCAAUGCCACCUUCCCCCCCCACAUACACACACUCCACAUCUUUGUCCUCAUUCAGUGGCUCUUUGUCUUGCAGAGAUAAUGCUUUCCCCAGAAUCACUAGCAGGUGUGACGUCACCAGCAGUGACUAUCUCUGCAGUGGGAAAUGGGUGAGUAAGGGUCUGGGGCAUCUAGAAGGAAAUUCAGACAGAGGGCUCAGCGUUUGGGGAUGGGCAGCAUGCUUCAAUUAGAUUGUUCCCAAGGUGAAAUGUUGAAAAUAACAACUGGAAAUUCAUUUUUACUGAAGGGGAGGGGGGAUUGUGUUAUGUGCGGGUUUUUUAUUUUAUUUUUUUUAAAACACACAGACUACAAGAGUUGGGGGGGAAUAGGGAUGCUUAUUUUAAGAAAACUACGACAAGUGCUCAGCAUGUUCCAAACUUUUAUUUUUAAAAGAGUUGAAUAAGGAAAUGAACAAGGUGAUGGAGGUGCAGCACCAGUGCUUCAGACUGUUUUUGAAAAGUCUCCCUUGCCUUUUGAUUCAGAGAGCAGCGCCUUCCUUGCCUCCUUCCUCCCUCUAGAUCAGUCCUUCCCCCCCCCACAGCCACUUCUAUGGGGCCUGGAAUGCUGCACUUCCCUCCCCAAAUUCACACUCUGGGCGCUUCCAGACUGUUGUUGCUCUUUUGAGGUGGGAUUUAAUCACAUACCAGCAAAUUCAGGUUGUGCGGUUGUAGUUGCUUGGGAAGUGUUGCGCAACAGGUUCAGAAGAGGGCAACAAGGAUGAUCGGAACUAGAAACCAAGCCCUAUGAGGAGAGACUGAAGGAACUGAGCAUGUUUAGCCUGGAGAAGAGACUGAGGGGAGAUAUGAGAGCACUCUUCAAGUACAUGAAAGGUUGUCACAUAGAGGAGGGCCAGGAUCUCUUCUUGAUCGUCCCAGAGUGCAGGACACGGAAUAAUGGGCUCAAGAUGCAGGAAGCCAGAUUUCGACUGGACAUCAGGAAAAACUUCUUAACUGUUAGAGACAUAAGCCAAUGGAACCUAGAGAGGUAGUGGGCUCUCCGACACUGGAGGCUUUCAAGAGGCAGCUGGGCAGCCAUCUGUCAGGAAUGCUUUGAUUUGGAUUCCUACAUUGCACAGGGGGUUGGACUUGAUGGCCUUAUAGGCCCCUUCCAACUCUACUAUUCUAUGAUUCUAUGAACAAACCCGUUACCCCUCAGAAGAUGGGACUUUUUGCGAUAAGGAAAAUGACAGGAAAAUGCAGUGGAAAGUGGGGGAGAAGACCUGCUUUGACGCAACACCGUCCAACCUCCCUGCUCAAUAAACAAGUCAGCUGGAAGCAUCCUUUCUCAGUCUGUCCCUUGUGCAUAUCAGUGAUAGAACUUGAGGUCAUCCAUAUUCAGAACAGACAAAAGGAAGUCCUUCACAAAGUGCAUAAUUCACCUAGAGAAUUCAGUGCCCCAAGAGGUGGUGAAUGAUGCCCACUAGCUUAGAUGGCUUUAGGCAAGUUCAUGGAGCUGGAGAGGUCUGUCAAUGGCUAUCAGUCAAGAUGGGCACAUGGAACCUCUAUAAUCCAAGCCAGUCAUCUGUGGACACCUGUGAGAAAACAUACCGAAAACAGGAAGCAUCCAAUUCUUGAUGAGCCAAAAGGAGCAAUUAUUCUUAAAGAUGCCAAAAAUAAUCCAGAUCAGUUUGUUUCUUUAAAAAUAAAAAAGCCCUGGAUAAAGGACAUUUGGCUGAAACACAUUGGGGUCAAUAUGUCAAAAUAAAGGAUUUUUUUUCUUUUGCAUUUUUGAGAAUUAUUUCAACUUUUGGCUUAACACCUAUGAGAAGCAAGAGGUUGGGCUGAUAGUCUUCUCCAGUAGGACUCUCCUGAUGUUCCUCCUCCAUCAGGUAUUUCAGGCAGUGUCAGCUGUU
Messenger RNA from Rhineura floridana, 6460 nucleotides. It is a transcript of the gene NLGN2, whose product is annotated as neuroligin 2. The record is from RefSeq and is a predicted model, not a curated record. NCBI's taxonomy places the organism in Eukaryota, Metazoa, Chordata, Lepidosauria, Squamata, Rhineuridae. The coding region runs from base 905 to 3373 and encodes 822 amino acids. Gene Ontology annotation, molecular function: neurexin family protein binding; signaling receptor activity. Gene Ontology annotation, biological process: chemical synaptic transmission; postsynaptic membrane assembly; presynaptic membrane assembly. The transcript has 7 exons. Gene Ontology annotation, cellular component: synapse; cell surface; postsynaptic specialization membrane.